Molecule: messenger RNA, 1410 nt
Organism: Fraxinus pennsylvanica
Lineage: Eukaryota; Viridiplantae; Streptophyta; Magnoliopsida; Lamiales; Oleaceae
Source: the annotation of a GenBank genome assembly
AUGCUCGUAGCACUUGUAUUGCUUUUCGUGCUUUCAGCCUUGUUGCUCCGAAUAUGGGGUUCUCCAAAGGCAAUGGAAAGAAUCCCCGGCAGUUUAGGUUGGCCUAUUGUGGGAGAAAGUUUCUCAUUCAUCUCCGAGUUCUCGAGUCCUGCAGGCAUAUUCAGUUUCAUGUACAAGAGACAACAAAAGUAUGGAAAGGUGUUUAAGAGCUAUGUAUUGGGAAGAUAUACAAUCUUCAUGACUGGGAGAGAAGCUAGCAAGAUACUGUUAACGGGUAAAGACGGGCUGGUGAGCUUGAAUCUCUUUUACACAGGAAAGCAGGUCCUCGGGCCGACAAGCUUGCUUCAACAGACGGGAGAAGCGCACAAGAGACUUCGCCGACUGAUUGCAGACCCCCUUUCGGUUGAUGGCCUAAAAAAGUAUUUCCCAUUUAUCAACAAUUUGGCAAUAGAGGUGUUGGAUCAAUGGAGUGGAAGAAAAGUAUUAGUUCUUGAAGAGGCUUCAACAUUCACACUAAAGGUGAUAGGAAACAUGAUAAUGAGUUUAGAGCCAGCUGGUGAGGAGCAGGAGAAGUUCCGAGCUAAUUUCAAAAUUAUUUCUUCCUGUUUUGCCUCGUUGCCGUUUAAAAUCCCGGGAACUGCCUUCUAUCGUGGUAUCAAGGCUCGUGAUCGGAUGUAUGCCAUGUUAGACUCAACUAUUGCCCAUCGAAGAAAGGGUGAAACCUUCAAACAAGAUUUCCUAGAAUCUCUUUUAAAGAAACAUAGUAAAGAAACCUCAGAAGGAGAAGAUGAUGAUAAACUCACAGAUGCACAAUUGAAGGACAAUAUAUUGUCCCUACUGGUUGCUGGUCAUGAUACCACUACAGCUGCUUUGACAUGGCUUAUUAAAUUUCUUGAAGAAAACCCUGUUGCAUUAGAACAUCUAAGAGAAGAACAUCUUACUAUUCAACGUAACAGAGAGAAAGGAUCGAGUCUUACCUGGUCAGAAGUUAACAAUAUGCCGUACACCAACAAAGUGAUCAAUGAAACUCUUCGAAGAGCCACAAUCCUACCUUGGUUUUCAAGAAAAGCAGCACAGGACUUCGACAUUGAUGGGUAUAAAAUUCAAAAUGGUUGGUCUGUUAACUUGGAUGUUGUGUCGAUCCAUCACGACCCGGAGUUUUUUCCUAAUCCACAGAAGUUCGAUCCAUCCAGAUUUUCUGAUCCUAUAAAACCUUUCAGCUUCCUCGGGUUUGGAAGUGGACCACGCAUGUGUCCUGGAAUAAACUUGGCCAAGCUGGAAGUUUCUGUUUUCAUCCAUCACUUGAUGUGCAGAUACAAGUGGAAGCCACUGGAGAAAGAUGAUUCUGUCCAGCCAACACUAGUCAGGAUGCCCAAGAACAAGUACCCUAUCACAGUCGAGCGUCUUUAG